This is a messenger RNA of Mesorhabditis belari, 438 nucleotides long. Lineage: Eukaryota; Metazoa; Nematoda; Chromadorea; Rhabditida; Rhabditidae. The record is from the annotation of a GenBank genome assembly.
AUGAAAACUCUCUGCUUGAUCGCUCUCGGCUUGGCCGUCAUGGUUGUGGCUCAAGGACCUGGAGGUGGUGGCCGAGGAGGCGGUCAGCAAGGUGGCCAAAUGGGAGGACAACAAGGAGGCCAAAUGGGAGGACAGCAAGGAGGACAGAUGGGAGGACAACAAGGAGGACAGCGAACUGGUCAACAAGGAGGAUUUGGAGGACAACAGGGCGGUCAGAUGGGAGGCCAACAAGGUGGACAGAUGGGAGGACAACGUGGUGGACAGAUGGGAGGACAACAGGGCGGACAACAGGGCGGACAACAGGGCGGACAACAGGGCGGACAACAGGGUGGACAAAUGGGCGGACAACGUGGUGGACAGAUGGGAGGACAACAAGGAGGCCAAAUGGGCGGACAAGGAGGUCAGAUGGGCGGACAAGGAGGACGCCCUGGAGGAAGA